GAAGCAGACAACCCACCACCACCACCAACAUCACAUGCACCAGUCGCAGCAGCAGAAGCAAUAGCAGCGGCGAUGGAGGGCGGCGUCGUUGGAGCGGUGCGGACAUGGAUGGCGUGUUUCCAAACAUUGGCCGCGUGCGUCGCCCCUCCUCUCGUGCCCGCAGAAGAGGAAAGGGAGGACAGCUGGACAAGCGGAGACAUGUUCCACCGCUGCUGUCCUGUGAUCGUGAGGACUACACACGUGUCCUCCAGCGCCGCGUUGAACUGGUGUUGUCUGCGUGUGAUCGGCACUUCAACGGAAGCAGCCAGACAGCGCUGCUAUCACAGCACACCGUCCAGCACAUGUGCACACGUCGACCCCCACGAUCAUGGGUGCUGCUGCAGGGUGCUGCUGCUGUUGCCUCGGGCGCGUACAACAUCGCGCCACUCUGUCACACGUCCAUGUCUGAGACCCAUCCCGCGCUCGGCAAAGCCAGAAGCGCAAGCAACAACAGCAACAGCGGCAACAACAGCAACAACAGUGCCCCCAAGAAUAGCAGCACCAGCGCCAGCAAUGGCAGCAAAGCAGCGGAUAAUGCUGACGUGGUGGAUCGUCAUGGGGAAGAGCGGAAACAAGCGCCAGAUGUGACGAGCGUUCGCAGUGAUGACAACACGAGCAGCAACAACAGCACCCACAGCCGUGUUGAUGGCGAUGACGAUGACGAUGAUGGUGAUGAU
Messenger RNA from Salpingoeca rosetta, 716 nucleotides. RefSeq lists its product as uncharacterized. The transcript has 2 exons. The record is from RefSeq and is a predicted model, not a curated record. Lineage: Eukaryota; Choanoflagellata; Craspedida; Salpingoecidae. The coding region runs from base 73 to 627 and encodes 184 amino acids.